AUGAAAGACACGACGGAGCAGUCCGUCGACGCCAGCGCCUACGCUCGACAAUUCGCCGCCGCCCAAGGAAAUCAGAUCCUCCAAACAGCUCUCGCAGCUACUUCCUCAGCGGCGGCAGCAGCAGCCGUGGACAGCAGCGCUUCGUCUCUCUACCAGACUACGGCGAUGACCACUCCCGAUUAUGCCUCAGUGAUGCCCACGUACUCUUAUCCACUCAAUUAUCAAACGUAUCAGAACUCAGCCCUAAACAGCAGCCUCUCCGCCUAUAGUCCGUAUCAACAAUAUGCGAACUCAGCUGCAGUAAAUAUGAAUGCUUAUGGAAGCUUUAUGGCUGGAGGUGCUGUUAGCUCGUUAACAGCGACCGCAUCCUCAUCAACUGCUUCUCCGACGAGUGGCGGUGGUGGCGGACGCGGAAACUCGUACGGUGGUGGAGAGCAAUCGCUAACACUACAAGAAUUGCAAAAGAUUCGCCGAAACGGUGGCUACGGUCAUGCAAAACCGCCAUAUUCCUACAUUUCGUUGAUCACGAUGGCCAUUCAGCGAUCCGAGAUGAAAAUGAUGACACUAUCCGAGAUUUACAAUUGGAUCAUGGAACUCUUCCCGUACUAUCGGCAGAACCAGCAAAGAUGGCAAAACUCAAUCCGUCACUCACUUUCCUUCAAUGAUUGCUUUGUAAAAGUGCCGAGAACCCCGGACAAGCCAGGGAAAGGCUCUUUCUGGACUCUGCACGAGUUAUGCGGGAAUAUGUUUGAGAAUGGAUGCUUUUUACGACGACAAAAACGUUUCAAGGUUCACGACAAGGAGAGAAGUGGGAAAAAGAGAUCGAGAAACAAUAACAAUAAUGCGUCAAAUGCGGCGAUUCGUGAAGCAGCUCAACAACAAUUGCAAGCUAAUGGUUUAGUGAUGGCUGCUGCACAAAUAAAGGAAGAAUUCGAUCAAAAUGAUCUGAACUCAUCCGGCGAAAAGACAAGUGACAGUGGCAUUGAUCUCAAAUCACCCACACCCCUACAAUCCGUUCUUGCUAUGGCCACUCAACAUCACCAACAACAACAACAAUUGAAUGGAGAUUUGGGAAUGAAAUCGGUCACUCUUGACUCGCUGGCCACCACAGAAGCUCAAUCAAAUGACUCGUCGACGAUUGUCAAUCAAUUCACUGCCUCCACUUUACCACUUUCAUCCACUUCAAGUCUCAGUCAACCACAAGCCACUUCAGUGAUCAGCUCAGUUGGCAGUCUUGGAGCGAACGUAAACCCCUACCAACAGUACAGCACUUUGAUGGGCUGUGGACAGGAUUUCACCUCUUCCGCUUUACCGAAUCCCUCGUUUUUGAUAGGCAAUUUGAUGGAACCCGGCCGGACACUCGACUACUCGAUGUACAAUCAAAUCUACCAGAGCACAGGCAUCCCCCAGGACACUUACAAUACCUAUCAACACACUUUAUAUUCAUCAACAAAUGGCUCUGCAGCAAAUCUG
Molecule: messenger RNA, 1473 nt
Organism: Mesorhabditis belari
Lineage: Eukaryota; Metazoa; Nematoda; Chromadorea; Rhabditida; Rhabditidae
Source: the annotation of a GenBank genome assembly